AUGUUUUGCUCCAGAGGAAGUCGAAAGUCCUAUAUUGGAAAUAUAAUUCAAAGUACCAAGCCUGUUGUACAGCCAAGGAGGAAUUUUCAUCCCGAAAUCGAAAAGCAAAUCAAGGUGGAAAUUGAAAAGUUGCUAGCCGCUGGAUUCAUCAAACCAAUCAAGCACCCGACAUGGUUGGCAAACAUUGUUCUUGUCAAAAAGAAGACUAGAGUAAUUAGAGUAUGCACAGACUACCGAGACCUCAACCGAGCUUGUCGAAAGGAUGAAUUCCCACUACCCAACAUGGAUAUCUUGAUCGAUUCAACCUCAGGCCAAGGCAUGCUAUCCUUCAUGGAUGCGUUUAGUGGCUACAAUCAGAUCAAAAUGUCACCCAAGGAUGCCAACCUUUUCUGGGUCACCGAUAUUGCUGAGGGUUCGGACCUUGUUGCGGCCACUAUCAACUUUGCACAAAACACCCCUGAGUGCACGUAA
This is a messenger RNA of Prunus armeniaca (apricot), 471 nucleotides long. Lineage: Eukaryota; Viridiplantae; Streptophyta; Magnoliopsida; Rosales; Rosaceae. The record is from the annotation of a GenBank genome assembly.